AUGGCUCACUCGCAGCAGGUCUCCGACGCCGACGCCACAGAUCCCGGCCUCCUCAAGGAUAAUUCUGAGGUGAAGUCUUAUACAACGAAAAGAUUCACUUAUCCUGGAGUCCGCGUCUUCUUUCGCGCUCGUGCUAAAAUUAAUGAGCUUCCUCGAGACCCUGCUCCAUUGCCACUGCUUGUCUUCGUUCAUGGCUUGGGUGGAUCGGUUGCCCAAUUCCAUCCUUUACUGACGAGUCUGUCAAACCAUGCUUCCUGCUUGGCUGUUGACCUCCCGGGCUGUGGCCGAUCUGCAUUCGCCCCUGAGGACUGGGAGGCGUAUUCCACGGAUGCUUUGACGGAUCUUCUCGAAGUGGUCAUCGAUGACUAUCGCGACAAGGACCAUGAUCAAGGCAUUAUUCUCAUAGCCCACAGCAUGGGUACGGUGCUCGCAGCGAGGCUCGCCAACAAGAGAGCGCGCCACGUCACUAACAUCGCAUCCUAUGUGAUGGGAGUGGUUGGCAUCUGCCCCGUGGCUCAGUCUCUGCCCAAGGAGAAGGUUGCGCAAUUUCGGAACCUUUUGCGGAUACCAACAUGGCUGUUCAACCUCUGGCGGAUGUGGGAUCAAUGGGGUGGGCCAGAAAGCGCGAGUGUAAAGCGCUUCGUAGGGCCGGAUGCCGAUCUGGUCUCUAAACAAUUGCAACACCGAUUCAACAGGCAGAGCCGAUCUCCGGUUUUCCGACGGGUGGCAUGGGGCAGUCUGCCGACGUAUGUGGGUGAGAAACCUGUCGGUGGCCUGUUUGGAGAGCCAACCUGGGCAGGACUCGACGUACCAGUCCUUCUUAUCGGGGGCGGAAGCGACCUUGUCACGUCGCCGAAGGAAGUCGAAAAGAUCGCAACAAUUCUUCAUUCGAAUCGAGAAUCACUUGUGACCAAUGGUUCCAGCUCCAGUGGGACUAUCGCAGAGUCUGCCGCACCUAUCGCGGCCACCGCAAAGCCAAGCGAUCAUCUCCCGGAGUCCAUCGAUGCUAUCACUGACGAUGACUUCAAGCGAAGGGAAUUUAUCAAGAACGCCGAAGAGAGCAUGGAGGAACCAACCACUCCGCGAGAUGCCAGCGAGACCCCGGCUGGUAUUCCGCCACAACCUCGACACCCCAAGAAGGUAGUGAAGACCGUGAUCAUGCCCAAUGCAACACAUGCACUCCUCUACGCCCCGAAGACUCAUCGCACAGUGUCCGGACUUAUCAGCGACUUCAUGUCAGAGCACAUCACCGGGAGACUCGACUUUGCUUGGCAACUACAGCACCUCAACCGCGAGGGAAAGUGGGAAAUGAAGAACCUGGCAAAGUGGAAGGCAAUCCAGCCCGUUUCAAAGUCCAUCAACGGGAUAUUCCGCGCCAUGAAGACUUUACGGGAAGGUGAUGAGGAUCAUUCGCCACAAAAGUUCGCAGCGGAUUGGGGCCACAUCGUCAAAGAUAUCAUCGACAUCAGCAAGGACAAUCCUGCGUAUAGCCCAAAUAGCUUACCCGAGCUGGGCAUCAAGUAUCACAAGUUCGCCACGGUCUCAAAGAUUCCCCCAACGGAUGCCGAAGUUACAACCUUCGUUCAUCUGGUGGACCAAGUCAGGCAGGACCAGCAGGAAAGGGCACAUAAAGAGGGAUGGAAGGAAUACGCCGUGGGUGUUCACUGCCACUACGGAUUCAAUCGCACAGGCUAUUUCAUUGUCUGUUAUCUCGUUGAUCGAUGCGGCCUUGAUGUUCAGCAAGCCAUCGAAAUGUUCGCGGAGGCUCGUCCUAAUGGAAUUCGGCACUCGCACUUCUUGGACCGCCUCUACAGGAGAUAUUCCGGCCUCGACGUAUGA
This is a messenger RNA of Neoarthrinium moseri, 1839 nucleotides long. RefSeq lists its product as uncharacterized. The transcript is spliced from 3 exons. The coding region runs from base 1 to 1839 and encodes 612 amino acids. Gene Ontology annotation, biological process: dephosphorylation. The record is from RefSeq and is a predicted model, not a curated record. Lineage: Eukaryota; Fungi; Ascomycota; Sordariomycetes; Amphisphaeriales; Apiosporaceae. Gene Ontology annotation, molecular function: protein tyrosine/serine/threonine phosphatase activity.